This is a messenger RNA of Podarcis raffonei (Aeolian wall lizard), 2085 nucleotides long. RefSeq names its product EGF like domain multiple 7 (gene EGFL7). Gene Ontology annotation, cellular component: extracellular region; cell surface. Gene Ontology annotation, biological process: anatomical structure development. Gene Ontology annotation, molecular function: signaling receptor binding; calcium ion binding. The record is from RefSeq and is a predicted model, not a curated record. NCBI's taxonomy places the organism in Eukaryota, Metazoa, Chordata, Lepidosauria, Squamata, Lacertidae. Bases 416 to 1177 code for a protein of 253 amino acids. The transcript is spliced from 9 exons.
UCCCCAUCCAGAGGGACCUCUUGUCUCCAGACAGCAUCACAGUGGGACCACGGAGGGAGAGAAAGAGGGAGCAAGCAUAGAAGCAGCCCCGGCUGGGGAGGGCCAUGGAGCUGCAAAGGCCGGCAGAGGUGGUUCUGGCCAUGGUGGCAACUGCGUUCAAUGGGAGUUGCUUAGGGAGACAGAGAGUGGCCCACCUUGCCUGGCCGCCGCAGAGGGGCACAGACAGCUGACAAGGACACAUGGCAGUAAGAAGUCAAAGUGCCCUUUGGAGAGAAUCCACUUCGGUUUAAUGACAGAUGACGGAUCAAGAUGCUUCAGGUGUGCGCAUUGAAAAGCCCCUUGCUGUGAAACACCCCACACCUGUAUUUGCUACACUGGAGGGGUGGGGGAGAAAAGGCCCAGCAGAGGAUAGGAAAUGAGGAGGAUCAGCUGCCUUCUGGCAUUGGUCCUUUUCAUCCUUGCUGUGAUCAAUGCUGAGUGUUCCUCUAGACCAGGGCCCAGAGUGUGCUCCAUGGGGCUGAAGAGCCAGGUGGUGUCCUACCUCGUGUCCCAUGCCCAACCUAUGUACCAGCCUUACCUCACUUUGUGCCAGGGAUACAGGCUCUGCAGUAUGUACAGAACCAUCUACAAAACUGCCCAGCGCCUAGCCUAUCGGAAGCAGUCCUAUCCAACAUAUGCCUGCUGUCCUGGGUGGAGACGGGCAAAUGGUGCCCCUGGGCAUGGAUGCAGUAUAGCAAUCUGCCGCCCCCCUUGCCAGAAUGGUGGGAAGUGUCUGUCCCCUAACAAGUGUUCUUGCCCUUCAGGAUGGAGCGGAAAGAGUUGCCAGAAAGAUGUGGAUGAAUGUGCUGGAGGGAGACACGGGUGCAGCCACACCUGUCACAACGUGGUUGGGAGUUACCGCUGCACCUGCCAGCAAGGUUACGAACUCGGUGUGGAUGGAAGGACCUGUGAGGCUCUGGGGGUGCCUACUGAUGCUGUGAGCCCAGCUAGGACCACCAACCUGAUGGUGGAGGAUGAAGUUCGGCAGCUGAAGACCAGGAUGGCCGCUCUGGAGGAAGUUCUUGCAAAAAUGAACGUUAAGGAAGACAACAGAAGAUUCAAAUGGAGCAGGACUCCUAGCCUCUUCUGUGUCACCAAAAUAUGCAUCUGUACAGCAGCGAAUAACUUUGUGGACUAAAGAAGCAAAGUGAAGCCAUCAGGCGAUAAAGAAACACAGGAUGUCAGCUAGAAAGGAACUCUUAUUGGCGUCCUGAAAAUUAAGCAAGCUGCAGCUUCUGGUAAUAGAGAAGCUUGCAACCCUCAUCCCCAAAUGUGGUACAUAGGAAGCUGCCUUAUACUGAGUCAGACCCUUGGUCCAUCUAGCUCAGUAUUGUCUAUACUGGCAGCAGCGGCUAUCCAGGGUUUCAGUUCUUCCCUUGAAAAUUAAGCAAGAUUCUAGACCUCAUUGUUUUGUAUAAAGGACUCAAGUAGCAACAAAAGAAGCUGCUUUAUACCAAGUUAGACCAUUGGCCUUUUUAGCUCAGUAAACUACCUGGUUUGUUUGUUUUUUGGUUGGUGGAAGGAGAAGAGAGGAUGAAGGCUGUGUUGUCGUAAAGCAGCUUUGCCCAAACCUGAUACCUUUGGGACUACAACUCCCAUCAUUCCUAGCCCUUGAGCCAUGCCAGCUGGGGUGGGUGGGUGACUGAUGGGAGUUAAGCAUCCGGCAACAUAAUCAGGCCAGUGGCCCAUCUUGUUCAGCAUCCUCACAAGAGUCCAGUGGCAUCCUGGCUAUGAUUCCUGCAUUGGAUUAGAUGAUCCUUGGGAGCCCUUCCAACUUUUCAACUCUAUGAUACUUAUGUUCUGGAGAGCUGCAGGUUCCACCCAACUCUGAGCCAUGCCUCCUGUUUUCUUCUGCCACCAUAAGCGUGUACAAAACCUUCCUAUUUUGAAAAUAAUUGUCUAGAGAGAACUUAAUGGUACAAUUUACUCACUCUUCUGCAAAAGUGCAAAGGCUCGACACCAGUAAUGACCUGAUGCAAUAUUAUUAUUAUUUUUUCCUUUUGGAAAUAAGUUGUUGUUUUUUCUCCAAUAAAAGACACACACACA